CGACUCCUCCCACGCCAGAAGCUAACGACGAGUCCGCAGACUACAUCAACUACGAAGCACAGCAGCACCACCAGCAGGUUGCCGCCCCCGGGUUCCGCGCGUACGACCAGCCUUCACGCAGUACGUCUGUCAAGCACGAGCGGGUGGACAGCGUCGGCAGCAAUGGUGUCGGCAACAAGGUCGCCAUUCCGAAGAACGGCUCGAUAUCUUCUCUGAAGCGCAAGGCAAGCGACGAGUUGUCGCCAACGCAGAGCGGUGACGCCGGCAUGACUGCCCAGCGGAGUGGGCCCAUGUCCACGGACAUCACCAUUCCUGCGCGCCCACGGCCUGGCCGGAAGCCACUGGGACAAGAGAAUGCCGCAGACCGUCGUCGGGUGCAGAAUCGGGUCGCUCAGCGUAACUUCCGUGACAAGAGGGCUCAAAAGAACCAGCAGCUGGAGGAUCAGAUUCGCGAGUUGAGUGCGGCCGGUCAGCAGCGAGAGGCUGAAAACCGCAACACAAUUGCCCACCUGCGGACACUAAAUGCCGAGAAGGAUCGGGCACUGGCGGAUCUCAAGGCUGAAGUCGCCGCCCUUCGCACAGAAAUCACAGAGAAGGAUAAGCGAAUCGCCGACCUCGACAGCAACCUGAAGGCCAGGGUGUCCGUAGAACAAGUGCGUUCUCAGCCUGGUCAGACAGCGCUUCACGAGCCUUCCACUGGUCCCACACCACCGAGCUCAGAGUACGAAAUUGACUUCACCACCUACGGGCGGAGCACCAGUUCGGCGUACGCCAUUCGCGACGUGCUCAACGAGAAUAACGAUGUGGAGUUCACUAUCGACAACGAAGACCCUUGCGGCUUCUGCACAGACGAGCAGAACUGUGCCUGCAAACAAGAGCAGCAGCGCCAGCGAUCGAAGCCAGUACCCAUGGAGCCCAAAGUCACAACCAUGCCCGGCAGCUGCGACAUGUGCCGUUCCGACCCGGAGCGAGCACGCGCCUGUAGAGAAAUGGCCGCCGCAACACGACCAGCAAGUGGUGAAACCCCUCGCUCAUUCGCCAACCAGCCAAGCAUUAGCACCCUAAGCAGCAGUACUUCCAUGCCACCGCCCCGGAUGUCUUGCUCCGCAAUGCUCGACCAAUUCAACAAGUACGGCCAACGUACGUCCACCAUCCGCGACUUGUUCGGAGGCCGCCCUCUGAACGCAUACCCGCGUGAAAGUGGUGGCGGUUUCGAUCUUGAGGAGAAGCAAGCUGCCGAGGUCCUUUCCACUCUCGCUCGUCGCAGCACUGGAGCAGAGUCUACGAGCUCUUUCGCUUCUUCGCAGUGAUUUGCAGACUUGAGCACAGCUUUCUGCAUCAUACGACGUUAAUGACAGCUCGAGCGUAUGAUUGCUUCAUCAUGAUACCAAUUCAACGACUCUUUUUGCAUGCUAUCUUGGAGUGGGGCGUUUGCUAGGAGUGUGGAGUAGCGCGUAUGGAGGAAACAAAGGCGAUGACGAAUAAACACGAACACUUUUGUUCGCGGGACGGGAAAGAACAUUGAAAAUAUGGCAAUACGGUCACUGUUGACGUUUGUAUAGCGCAUUCACCUCUGAAGGUAACGCUCGGUCGCCAUGCACGCAGUGUGCAACUGCUUACAGUAGAUGCUGCUUGAACCAGCUUAAAAAAUUUCCCACAUCACUUCACUCCUCUUUUCCUGAUUCUCAUGACUGCCGUCGUGCUUCCAUGGGAAAACUUGCUCAUUCGUGCUCCAGUCAUCACAGAGAUCCUGGACUCUGUCUUAGACUUGAAUACUCAUCAAUCACUUGCUCCCUCUCGUCAUCCUCUCUACUCGGACCGUCUUGCCUCUUACUUUCUGAGCAAUGAGAAGCAGACAAUAGAAGAUUACUAUUCGUUCUCUCGCACUCAAAAAACAAAAUCAGCACUAAGUUAGUUCCAAACAUGAGGCAGCAGCCAUCCAUGUGCUUAGCUUUUUUUCCUUUAGACCUGUGCCUCCUUGCCGG
This is a messenger RNA of Cercospora beticola, 1985 nucleotides long. Its product is annotated as bZIP transcription factor. The record is from RefSeq and is a predicted model, not a curated record. NCBI's taxonomy places the organism in Eukaryota, Fungi, Ascomycota, Dothideomycetes, Mycosphaerellales, Mycosphaerellaceae. Gene Ontology annotation, cellular component: RNA polymerase II transcription regulator complex. Gene Ontology annotation, biological process: regulation of DNA-templated transcription. Gene Ontology annotation, molecular function: DNA-binding transcription activator activity, RNA polymerase II-specific; transcription cis-regulatory region binding.